Messenger RNA from Pseudocercospora fijiensis CIRAD86, 7776 nucleotides. RefSeq lists its product as uncharacterized. Gene Ontology annotation, biological process: cell morphogenesis. Gene Ontology annotation, cellular component: site of polarized growth; cell cortex. The record is from RefSeq and is a predicted model, not a curated record. NCBI's taxonomy places the organism in Eukaryota, Fungi, Ascomycota, Dothideomycetes, Mycosphaerellales, Mycosphaerellaceae. The transcript has a single exon. Bases 1 to 7776 code for a protein of 2591 amino acids.
AUGCAAGUGGAAGAAGUCGUGUCGCUGCCUGUACUGACCAUCACCGUCCCUACAGCCGUGCCCUCGCCCGCCGAUGGACGAUCACCCAUCAACACCGCCAUCUCGCCCGUCUACACCGACCCCAAUACGAGUCCGCCCCCCGAACCGCUGCUCGCCGCUCCACCGCAGCCUCCUCACUACCCGCUGCCGCCCAAGCCCGUCUCCCCCUCCGUACGCGACCCCAGUGUCACGAGGGGCAGAGCCUUGAGCGCAACCUCUUCGCGCAAUGCAUCGCCGCGCGCUGUCACCCCCGCUGCGCAAAGCAGGACGCAUACGCAUGUGAGCAAGCCCAGUGCCGACAUCGAUCGCAAGCCUUCCGUCAGCUAUAGCCAUCACCGCCAAGCGAGCAUUGUGCAUGGAGUCCAGCAUUCGAGGAAUCCCAGCUUGUUGUCGAGCACCAAUGCGAGCCCGUUGAGUUCCUCGAAAAUCAUGGCCAGUGGUGGAGAGCAGCCUCCUCAGCCGUUCAGUGUCCAUCCGACUGCGAGCUUGUCGAAUUCCGCUCUCCAGAAGAGUCCGUCCAUGUCGCAGUUGCCCAGCAGUGGACACACCACAGUCAAUGGGAAUACGUCGGUCAAUCGGAGCUUGGAGAAUGGGGGCACACUGGCGCAGAGACGGCCGGAGAGAAUGCAUAGUGGACGCGUCAAGAGGGCCCACGAGCAUAAUCGAUCGCAAUCCAGGGCCCAGACAGGCGUGCCCGAGCCGAAGACCGUGGGAGAGUAUGCGCUACAUCAUCUCUUCACCUCAUUCAUUGCCGAAGCAGACGAGAGGAUUGAACGAUGUCUGCAGAAGCCUGGCGAACCCGAACCGCGUGUGGAGAAUGUGUGUGGACCAGGCGCUGAUCCGGCUUUUGACCAACUGAUAUCUUCGCUGGGACACAUCAAUCGACACAAGCCGAAUUCACUGAUCGAUGCCGUGAUCCAUUGGCGGAAGAAGAAGGCCGAUGCAGCGAACACGAUCUACAACGAGAUCAAGGCUUUCAAGGAGGCGGCUGGUCUUACGAAUCGAACGAAUGGCUCUGGCGCGCAUACGAUACCUACUUCGCCGCCGAGUGGCCAAGAUUUGUACAUGUUGGAACAGAGCGUGGCUUUGGCCGAUAGAAGGAGUACCGUCUCGAUCUAUAUUUUGUGUCGGGUGUUGAUCGAGAUCAUUGGCCAGACGACGCUGAAAGCACUCAAUGGACCGGACAACAGCCUCAAUACCGCUGCGCGGCUCGAGGAUGUCAUAUAUGGGCAGCUGCAGAGCGCAGAUCCCGACACACUUGCCACCGCACCGGUCAUUCGAGCAAACUGGGUGAUCCGAGGACAGUUGCUGGGUGUGAUGAGCGGAGUGCGUUUCAAUGAAGUGGCUUCUCGCUUCAUCAUGGACCUUGAGGGAGCGCAGAAACGGCUGGCCGUGAAAGGUGCCUCGGAUCCCAAGCUGACUGCCAAGACCGCAUUGCUGGUGCAGAGCAUGCGAUGGCUGAAGAUCCGCAUUCAACCAGAAGAAAAUUGGCAGAGGUCUUGCGACGUGCUGACCGUACUGGCAAAAUACUUUGCGGAAGUGCAUGGACGGACGAUGAAGCACGCCUAUGCCGAGCUCUUCGAACAUCUCUUACUCCCCAUCGCCGCCACUGCCACGACUGAGCUGACUUACCCGAAGUGGAAGGAGGUGGUUAAUAUUCUGCAACCGAGGAUUACUCAGAUGCUUUCAAAGGCAGACCACUGGUCAUAUGUGUGCCCACUUCAAGCAGUGCUGCUAUGCGCAUCGCCGCCGGAAACUUUUGCGACACAAUGGAUCCAGCUCGUCAUGUCUUUCCAGCCCAAGGGACGAGAUCGAGCAGGCAGAUCGCACGCCCUGAAAGCGUUCUGCAGAGUCGUGUGGAGGUUCCUGUACAGACAUACCGAAUCGCCGAACCAUGUCGCCCGCAAGCUUGAUGAGGUCGUUAAACUUGUCCUUCAAGGCGGCAAGAGGAUACUAAUCUCGACGGAUCCGAUGAUUGCUGAUCCCCUGAUCCAGCUCAUCCGCAUUAUCGGCUACAAACACCAGGACUUUUGCUUCAGGAAUAUCAUCUUUCCGUUGAUGAAUUCUGAGCUCUUUUCUGGCCCCGAAAAGGACCUUCGAAUCGAGAACCUGGACCCAGAGAAGACUGUCAUUGCCAUUCGCGCUUUCCUCGCCAUCAUGUCCGAUCUCGAAAAAGGCGAGGCCCCUCCAUUCCCUUCACGCUUCGAGUGUGAUGUACAUUUGGACCCUUCUUCUCGCUCACCCAUCACCCACCGAAGGACUCGUUCCCAAGGCUUUGCUGUGUCCGCAGGCCGGACGGAGCGCUUGUCACGACCCGUAAUGACUACGAACCUUAAUGACGGUGCCAAAGAGUACUAUGUAAAAUUCUGCAAGAUGCUUGGACAGCUCACGAUAAUUUGCGACAACACCUUCGGCGGCCAGGCUGUCCUGGAUGAGAAGUUCGCUUCUCAAACGCCGAAGACACCCAUGGCCGAAGCAUUUACCUUCAACAAGCGAGAUGAUUUCAUGAACCCGACGGAUGUACGGCAACAUUAUUAUGAUCUUUUGCAUGUGGCUGUCGAGGCCCUCCCGCGAUGUCUUUCGCCGGACCUCCCGAUCAACUCUUUGGUUAAUUUGCUUUGCACGGGCACGGCGCAUGUACAGUCGCAUAUUGCUACUUCUUCUGCCAAUUCACUCAAGUCCAUUGCCAGACAGUCGCAUGCCCAGCAAGUCACCAUUGGAUUCGCGCGAUUCAUCUUCAACUUUGACGACCGAUAUUCUACCGUUUCGGAUGGCAGCUUGCUGGGACCUGGUCACAUCGAGAACACGCUCAAGCUGUACGUGGAACUGUUGCAGAUUUGGAUCGAUGACAUUCAGCAACGCACUCGGAAAGCUGUUGCUGAGCCGAGCGAUGAAGAGGAAGGUGUGCGACCUCUGCCGCUCGAUCUCUCGGGAAUUUUGGCCCACGUUGAUGAGGUUGAGUCUCAUGGCCUUUUCUUCCUCUGCUCUCCGUCCCGAGCGGUGCGUGCUGUCGCGGUCAAUGUGCUCCGUCUCAUCACCAAGUUCGAUACUGCAUUGGGAAAGCCGAGCAACCGCAUCAUCAGCAUCCUGCAAGGAAGCUCCCAACGGGUCAUUGACGUGGACGACGAACGCCUGUCGCUUGCCGAGCGUAGUCGUCUGCAAAAGGGCCUGCGUAAAAGCAAUGUCAACAGCACCCUGGUGGAAUUAUGCAGCAGCGAUGUCGCGCAUGACGCGAAUCUAUGGUUCAAGGUCUUCCCAAACCUAGUCCGUUUAAGCUCGGAGAUCUGCUUACACGCCGUGGCCUUGACCCGUGAGCUUGUUUGCCAAAGGUUGUCACACAGUUAUCGUGUUAUCGGAGCAUUCGCAGAAGGUUCCAAGGCCACUGGUACAGCUCUGGAACAGGCAUUUGGACCAAAUCGCCCGCCGACUCGUCUCAACAGCACCUCGCCGGAUAUCAUCAUCGCGCAGUGGAAGACCCAUCUCAUCUUUGCUUGCACGACGCUGACCAAUAUCGGAAAUGCCACAUCGCACCCUAUCUCCAGUCAGAGCUCACAGCACACUCGAAAGGGCUCCAAGUCUUCUGCCGCCAGCCAGGAAAGGAUCGCGUCGGCUUCGGAGCUCUUCUCUCGAGUCGUGCCCUUCUUGUCCGUACCUAAUGCCGCAGUGCGUAAUGCUGCUGUCACCGGUCUGGGCGCUACGAAUGUGACGCUGUUCCAGACGCUGCUGGAGACGCUGCAGCCGUACGUCGCGGCAUGUAGCGCCGAGGCGAAAGAGCGAAUGGCGGCUCACCAGCGAAGCGUCAGCCAUGUGCGAAGAAGCCGACGUACAGACUUUCUCAGAACGGAGAUCACGCAUCUCCUCAGCCUCACGUGCCAUCUACUUCGAGAUCCUGCAAUCUCCAGCGAAGAAUAUGUCAUGACUUAUAUCAUGGAUUACACAAAGCAUUUACGGAUCUUCCUUAGUGAUGCUGAAGUGCAGGCUGAGUUGGAGUUUCAGAAACUUAGGACGUACUUCUGCACUCUUAUCGACGGCUGGUACGAGUGCAUCAGAGAUAUGAAGGAAGGAUCACAGUGGAUGUCUUUCCAGGCUCGGCAAGCUACGUUCUCGCUCAUGGAGAACUGGUGUGGAUUCUCGCCUAACGAAACGCAGUUGCGACGGCAGCAAGAACAUAUUCGUAGAUCUAUCCUCGAACGCGAACGGAACACGCGAAAUCGUGGCAUCAUCAAUUCUGCCAUCGAGAAGGAGAAGAACGAGCUGCAGAUUGCUGCUCUGGGUGCGAUGGCUUCCUUGUGUGCUGGGCCUCUGCGCUUCAUUGCUGAUGGUCGCGUGCUGAUGCAAUUCGAUGUGCGUCGAAUGCUGGCAUGGAUCAAUGCCAUUUUUGAGGCGCCCAGUGAUCGCACGCAUGCCAUCGGCAGGAAGGCUCUGCAAAAUUUGAUCAUCCACAACCCUGAUCAGCCGGCAUUGAUGGCGCAGACGAUACGAAUGUGCUACGUCGCUCGCAUGCCUAAAGCGCUGGCCAGCUAUUUCGAAGUCGUUACAAAAGUGCUGACGGAGAAUACCAAUGCCAACACUCCCUUCUGGAAGAUUUUAUGUGCUGGUCUGUACACACUCGGCAACGAGGACAGCCACAUUCGUAUGAAGUCUGCCCGGUUACUGCGCACGCUGGAAGAGCGUCUCGGCAAGAAUUCGAAGCUGCAAGAUCUUGAUAUCUCAGUCUCCGACAAAACGACUGCUGUGUACAAGCUGGCUCAAUUUGAGAUCUCGCGGCGACUGGCUGCCCAACAUCCCGAGCUCGCAUUUCAUGUUUUCUCCGAGUUCUCGGCCUACUUCAACGAGCUUCAGCCUGACCAUCAGCGAAACAUGGUAUCUGGCAUGCUACCGUGGAUUCAGACCAUUGAGCUACAGCUCGAUCCAAAUGGCGGACCUACUGGUACCUCGUAUAUGCUCCUCGUGAAUUUAUUCGAGAUCACCGUCAAGAGCAGUAUCACGCUUCACAAUGAGAUCCAGGCUCUCUGGCAGGCACUCGCGACAGGAGGCCAUGCAGGGAAUGUCCAGCUUGUGCUGGAUUUCAUCAUCAACAUUUGUCUUGACAAGAAAGAGCAGAGUUUUGUCAUAUAUGCAAAGCAAAUUGUGGUAUUCCUGUCCAAGACUCCUGCUGGUGCUAGGGUGGUCGAGUAUUUGCUUCUGCAGAUUUGUCCAAAGACUAUGGUUGCUGAGCGACGCGAGCCUACGCAAGCACCUCAAGAGACAGUGGGACUUCAGUUGCCGUACGUCGCGGAUCUUUCGUUGGUGCUACCAAGCGGUGCCAAGCAGAAUGGGCUGUCUUUGGGUCAGCUGAGUAUGAUUCUGCUCGUCGACCUGGUCGUCUCGCCAUUUCAGCUUCCCGCAGAUAAGGUGCCGAUGCUUCUGCAGGUCAUUCUCGUGCAGUGGGAUCAGUACGUGAGCAUCGUUCAAGAUCAAGCUCGGGAAAUGCUUGUACACCUCAUCCAUGAGCUGGUUAUCUCCAAGAUCGAUCCAGGCAGCACGGAACCAGACAAGAAAUCUAUUGAGGACUUCAUCGAAUGUGUGCGCCGCCAUGAUCCGAAGAUUGCGUGGUCUUAUUCCGACAGCGAAGUUAGAGCUGGCGAGGAAGAUAAUCGCGCUGUCUCGGAACCCAUGGCGUACGUGGUUGACGAGUGCGUACGCAUCUUCUCCAUUACAUACCCCAACAUUCGAGAGGAAUGGGGUAAGGCCACAAUGCACUGGGCCACUUCUUGUGCUGUGAGACAUGUUGCGUGCCGCAGCUUCCAGGUCUUCAGGUGCGUUCUCACAACGCUUGAUCAGCAGAUGCUCGCGGAUAUGUUGGCGAGACUUUCGAAUACGAUUGCCGAUGACGAAAAUCACGACUAUCUGGUGUUUUCGUUGGAGAUUUUGACUACGCUGAGAAGCAUUAUUGGUGCUCUGGAGCCGCUCAACCUUCUCAAGUAUCCGCAGUUGUUCUGGACGACAUGUGCUUGUCUGGACACCAUCUUCGAGCGCGAAUUCCAGGAAGGUUUGAACAUGUUGUCACAACUUCUUUCGAGGAUGGACUUGAGCGAUCCUGCUGUCAUCAAAAUCCUCAAGGAGAGCCAGCCUGUCAAAUGGGAAGGAGGCUUCAAUGGCGUGCAUGCGCUUUUGUACAAAGGUGUACGAUCGAGCAGGUCGAUGGAGCGCUCUCUACAGAUCAUGGAGAAGCUCAUCAAGAUGCCAGCGAGCGACAUUGUCGGGUCUGACGACCGAUUACUAUUCACGGUCCUUGCGAAUCUGCCGAGAUUUUUGCAUCACUUUGAGAAUGAAAGCGAGGUUCCGUGCUUGGAGUCUGCUGAGACACUUGCUUUCGCAGCCGAGAGUCAGAACUACGUUGGGCUUGCGAAGGUCUUGACUGCCUUUACUCAGCGCAAGUUCAAGACUGGGAAAGACUUCCUUGGUCAAUGCAUGCAAGCCAUUCGAAAUGCUUGGUUCCCGUCGCAAGAAUUCCACAGCCUGGUCUUCCUGCUUGGUAUGGUCAACAAUCAGACUUCGUGGUUCAAGGUCAAGACGAUGCAGGUUCUGUGCGUCAUGAUCCCAGAUAUCGACAUGCGGAAGCCGGAAAUUGCUUGUCAGGGCCCGGAUCUCAUCUCACCGUUGCUGCGUCUGCUGCAGACCGAGCAUUGUCAGCAAGCUUUGGAUGUCCUGGAUAAUGUCAUUGACAUGACUGGGACGCCUCUCGACAACAAACACUUGCGGAUGAGUAUGGCUGGGUCGCAUUCGAGUCGUGCGACGCGAAAGGAGUACGAUAGCACGAAGAGCUUGUAUGGUAUUCCAGAGGAGUCUGGUUGGUCGGUUCCAAUGCCUGCUGUGCACUCUCAGCAGGCGAGAGCGAAUGUGCAUGCUGUGUUCUACACUCUGGCGUACGUGGGACAGAAUGGGUUACAGGAUGGUGGUGAAACUACGACACCGGAGAUCGAGUUCCACAGGGAUGAUUAUUCGGACUCGUACUUUGUCGAUCGCACGGCGACUAUGAUGUCUGAUGACACAAGGACUGCGGACACGAAUAUUGGGGAGUUGACCGAGAAGCUUGACACUCUUGACGACUUUUUCGAAGAGCCUUCGGAAAGCCCUGGGCCACUACGGAACGGAUCUUCGUCGAGAUACGGCGUCGAGGAGCGUGAGAACUUGUACGACCAACAGGCAUUGCCGAUUCUGCACCGCUCUCUCAAGCGCAAUGCCAGUAUCACGUCCUUCCAGACCGGUUUUGCAGAGUCACGGUUUCAACCAGCAGCACCGGCAAUCAUGAACCCCGGCGCUUUCGCUCAGACACAACACCAAGUCCCACCUCAACGACCAGGUCUUCACAACCGCUCCAUCACCUCCCCAUCCAUGCGCACCAAAUCGCCCCCGGCCACCACGACGCGACACUUCGAACUCAUCAAUUCCGACACAGAAGUGGAGACGUUCUCUGACGACGAUCAUCAUUUCGUGUCGCGAACUCACACUGCUGAUGAACCGUAUCAAACCAGUCAAUAUACCACUACGAAACUCAGUGGCACGGGCUCUCUCAAGGCGCUGCGAAGUGGUUUGAGGAGAUUGACGAGUAAUUCGGGCCAUAAGGAGGCGAGAGAGAAUUUGAGGACGAAGGCUAGUCAUGAGAAGGUUCCGCCUGUGCCGAAUGUUACGGGUUCAAGUUCGAGUCGGAAUGGGAAUGGGAAUGGGAAUGGGCCUUUUAGUGCUGAACCGUGA